CUCCACGCCCCAAACGAGCCCCAGCAUGGAACACUUCCGAGCUGUAGGACCUCAUCAGUGUUUGGGGUGAGGAAGCUGUGCAGUCACAGCUGUGCUCCAGCUGUAGAAAUUAUGAUACCUAUGGCCAGAUAUCAAAGUCCUUGCUGCUAAGGGGCCAUGAACGGGACGCGUUGCAGUGCAGGGUACAAGUAAAGGAGCUGCAGAGUGCCUAUUGCAAAGCCCGUGAGGGAAAUCGCCGCUCAGGAGCUGCCCCCAUGUCCUGCCGUUUUUACAAGGAGCUGGAUGCCAUACUUGGGUGUGACCCCACUGCCAAUCCAAGGAACACGAUGGAGAGUUCAGAGCAGGGAGAAGUGGGGGAGGGUGUAGAGGAAGCCAAGAGUGAGGCUACUGGGGUGGAGGGAGACACCCCGGAGUCCCAGGAGGCAUGCAGCCAGGAGCUCUUCUCAAGCCAGGAGGAGGCUAGCCAGUCACAGCAGCUGGAACUUGUUGAGUUCAGAGCAGGGAGAAGUGGGGGAGGGUGUAGAGGAAGCCGACAGUGAGGCUACUGGCAUGGAGGGAGACACCCCGGAGUCCCAGGAGACAUGCAGCCAGGAGCUCUUCUCAAGCCAGGAGGAGGCUAGCCAGUCGCAGCAGCUGGAAGUUGCUGGUGAGGAAGAAGCUGAGGAGUGUGCUCGGGUGACCUUGACUAAUGCAGCCGGAUCACCGGCCUCACGUCGCUUGCAGAACUUGAGAAAAAAUCCGCGAAAAUCAAAAGAAGAAUUGAUCAAAGCAGUUAUGAUUCACUACAACAGAGAAAGUAGGAAGACGCAGGAAUGGAGAGAGAAAAUGUAUGAGUGGAGGCAAACAGAAAGCAGGAGAAAGGAAUUGGCUACCAAAAAAACCUCAAAGCAGAUGAUAAGCCUCCUGGCUCGCCAAACUCAGUCUUUCGAGUCUCUCGUAGCCAUGCAGGCAGAUCUGUACCGUGGUAACCCACACCCCUCCCAAAGCUCUCUUUCCUGUUCCCCAGUAUUUGCACAAAACACCUUUCUCCAGCAGCCAGUUUCUUAUUACCCCCAGCUGCCCCCAACACCUGUACGAUCACCUACCAGCCCUGAUAACUACAAUUCUUACCCUGUGCACUCCACCCCCAUUACCGGGCAGCAUAGUAAUCCUGAAGUGCAGCAGACAUUGAACAGUAAUCCAAACAGGACAUAUUCAAACCUCUGAAUGUACAGUCCACCACCCUAACCCACCUGGCCUUUUAUGUACUGUACUUUGAAUAAA
Molecule: messenger RNA, 1263 nt
Organism: Gopherus flavomarginatus (Mexican gopher tortoise)
Lineage: Eukaryota; Metazoa; Chordata; Testudines; Testudinidae
Exons: 3
Coding region: 550-1206 (218 amino acids)
Source: RefSeq, a predicted model, not a curated record